CUUUGUGACACGCAGGAACAAGCGCCUCCCUCUGACCGUCUCAUAACAACAGCUGGCAUCUCCCAGAGACUGCUGAGAGCUAGCCGAGCUCGGAUACUCAUCUGCCUGGCUUUCUGCUGAGUUUUCGCCGCCGCUGCGCCUCCAGCUUCCCACUGUCAGAGUCUAGCAGCACCGUAGGAAAACACCUCAUUCUCCUACUUGGACACAGCUCACAGCGCAUGCUCAGACUAACGGACGGCCCCAUUGAUUUUAUUCAGGAACUCGGAGACUCUGACACAUUUAAAAGAUGAUGACUUCAUGGAGUGACAGAUUGCAAAACUAUGCAGACCUGCCAGCCAAUAUGGACGGCGUAGCCAUGAAGAAGUACAGGAGGGAGCCCUACCACAGAAUCUUCGUCAAUAGAAGCUUGGCAAUGGAGAAAAUCAAGUGCUUUGGUUUCGAUAUGGAUUACACUUUAGCGGUCUACAAGUCACCUGAGUACGAGUCGCUGGGCUUUGAGCUGACGGUGGAGAGGCUGGUGUCCAUYGGUUAUCCCCAGGAGCUGCUCAGCUUCGUCUACGAUCCUUCAUUUCCCACCAGAGGCCUUGUGUUUGAUACCAUGUAUGGAAACCUACUGAAGGUUGAUGCUUAUGGCAACAUCCUGGUUUGUGUCCACGGGUUUAACUUCCUCCGAGGUCCUGAUAUCCGUGAACGAUACCCCAACAAGUUUAUCCAGAGGGAUGACACAGAGCGCUUUUAUAUCCUUAACACACUCUUCAACCUGCCAGAAACAUAUCUUUUUGCUUGUCUUGUGGACUUCUUCUCCAACUGUGACCGAUACACAAGCUGUGAAACGGGCUUCAAGGACGGYGACCUCUUCAUGUCCUACAAGAGCAUGUUCCAGGACGUUCGGGACGCGGUGGACUGGGUUCACUUCAAGGGAACGCUGAAGGAGAAAACUGUGGAAAACCUGGAGAAGUACGUAGUGAGAGAUGGGAAGCUCCCACUUCUCCUGAGCCGGAUGAAUGAAGUGGCCAAGGUUUUCCUGGCUACCAACAGCGACUACAAAUACACGGACAAAAUCAUGACUUACCUGUUUGACUUCCCCCACGGCCCCAAGCCCGGCACCGCUCACAAGCCCUGGCAGUCCUACUUCGACCUGAUCCUGGUGGACGCCAGGAAGCCCGUCUUCUUCGGGGAGGGAACCGUUCUCAGACAGGUCGACACGACCACAGGACGUCUAAAGAUYGGAACCUACACAGGACCUCUGCAGCACGGCAUAGUGUACUCAGGAGGUUCCUCAGACAUUGUGUGCGACCUGCUGGGGGCCAAAGGGAAGGACAUUCUGUACAUCGGGGACCACAUCUUCGGAGACAUCCUCAAGUCUAAGAAGCGUCAGGGCUGGAGGACGUUCCUGGUGAUUCCUGAGCUGGCCCAGGAGCUGCACGUUUGGACCGACAAGAGCUCGCUAUUCGAGGAACUUCAAAGCCUGGACGUUUUCUUGGCAGAGCUGUACAAACAUCUGGACAGCAGCAGCAACGAGAGGCCCGACAUCAGCACUAUUCAGAGACGAGUCAAGAAAGUCACGCACGACAUGGACAUGUGCUACGGAAUGAUGGGGAGCCUUUUCCGCAGCGGCUCCAGACAGACUCUGUUCGCCUCCCAGGUGAUGCGUUACGCCGACCUGUACGCCGCCUCCUUCAUCAACCUGCUGUACUACCCCUUCAGCUACCUGUUCAGAGCUGCGCACGUGCUGAUGCCUCACGAGUCAACGGUCGAGCACGCCCACGUGGACAUCGACGUGGAGUCGCCGCUGGCCACRCGCAACCGCACCCAGUGCAACGACUGCAAGGACCUGGAGUGCAGACGCAACCACCUGACCCGCUCCUUCAGCGAGAUCAAGCCUCCCAACCUGUUCCCCCAGACGCCCCAGGAGAUCACGCACUGCCACGAUGAGGAUGACGACGAGGAGGAGGAAGAGUAAUAAAACACCCUGCAGAGUUGAGCCAUGUUCCUGUUCCCCGUCGCCUUACGUUUCCUCAUAGAGUCGAAUGGUGAUCUCCAGACGGGAAGGAGAAACGCCUCCUGUGUGCGUUUGUGUGUACUUGCAUUUACUGUCRAUGUAAAUCAAUGCACAUGGACACACACACACACRCACACRCACACACRCACACACACUCGGGAGAUUUCUAACAAAAAAAAAUAUUCGAAGGACCAUUAGGAGGAAGAGAUCACACACGUCUGUCAGAAGAAUAACAYGCAUGCUCGACUCUUGAAACGGGGAAAAAAAAAGCCACCCUGAGCAAUCAUCUCAUGAAAUGCUAGUUUUUAAMGUAUUUUUAUAACCAAAUAAUGUUUACGCUGUAAUCCUGCAAAUACGGUUGUUAUGCUAUACCUCUAACUACGAGACAAGCUAACAGGGAAUGCGCGGGAAAAUCGUCUUGACUGUUGAAAACAGACAUUUUCCUGCUGUUUGGGAACAACGUUUUUAAUCCGUCUCGCUUGUUUUCUAACUCAUGCAUGAAGAACUGAAUCUUCCCCGCGGGCAGUAGGGAUCGGUUUUCCUAAACCUCAGGAUCUCGAUGUGCGUCAGGUUCAGUGGGGAGUUGAGGACGUAGUACUGUAGUCUCUGSAGGAGCCCUGACAUACUGUAGURGUUACGUAACUCGCCACAUGGCAAACGACUUGUUAUAGCUGCGUCACAACAAGCAGGCCGACCCARACCGUUUCAUUUUAGUUUCAAGAUGAAGUUUGAACGUUGUAUCGGGGAUGUUGAUGAGAAAUGGACUCGCUUGGAGUGAAGGGAUUUCUUUUUCUUUUCUUUUCUUUUUUUUUUUUUUUUAAGGUGCCCAUAUGUGAAGUUCUUCAGUGUAUGAAGGUGUUUUUAGGGUGUUUUUAUCGUCACAUAUGCAGAGUCCUCAGCAUCAGUUAUCAAAGGAAACGUGCAGGCGGUGUGUGUACAGUAACCCUCUGUCUGCCUAGUAACACUGUGAUCAUUAGAGUUAAAGCUGUGGUACUUGAUUUUAAUUUAAAAAAAAAAAA
Poecilia reticulata (guppy) is the source of this 3021-nucleotide messenger RNA. NCBI's taxonomy places the organism in Eukaryota, Metazoa, Chordata, Actinopteri, Cyprinodontiformes, Poeciliidae. The record is from RefSeq and is a predicted model, not a curated record.